UAGUUACCGUGGAAGCCGUGGAAGCUCCCAGAGAUAAAGCCGGACCACCACCUCGAGAUGAUGCAGCUAUGGGCUUUUUUGGUCCUACUUCUGCCCCUUGCAAACGGGGAUGUGAGUCACCUGCUGCCCAAGGAUUACAUACCGCCCAGUGCGGCGAAACAGGCGGAUGAGGCCCAGGAGAUCCAAAAGGAUCCCUCUGGCUUCUAUCCCUCGAAUGGUUUGCCCCUGCCACCGGGCUAUGCCAUUCCCACGGGCAGCAAUGUUCCACCACCGCCCGUCCAGCCACCCAACUUCCCCCUGCCCAUCUACCCGCCAUUCUUUGGCUUCGGUGGCGCUGUUCCUGGUGAGGGAGUGGGUCCAGGAAUCGGUGGAGGAGGAGCAGGAGGACCUUUCCCGGGUGGCCCACCGAAUGCCGCUUUCCAACUGCCUCCAGGUGGCGCUUUUCCCGGAGGUUCUUUCGGUCCUCAGGCGGGCUUUCCACCUCAGGGAGCAGGCUUUCCACCACAGGGAGCAGGCUUUCCACCACAGGAAGGAGGCUUUCCACCUCAGGGAGCAGGCUUUCCACCCCAAGGAGCAGGUUUUGGCCCACAAGGACCUGGCUUUCCACCACAGGGAGCAGGCUUUCCACCACAAGGAGCAGGCUUUCCACCACAGGGCGCAAGCUUCCAGCCCGGAAAUGGCUUUCCACCUCAAGGACCUCCCUUUGCGCCCCAGCCAGGACCUUUUCCACCACAAGGAGUACCCGGAAACGGCUUCCCGGAAUUCCUGACCAACCAGGGACUUCCGCUGACCAAUGCCCAGGGUCCACCGUUCCAGGGAUUCAAUGUGCCGCAGGGCUUCGGAGGACCUUCAGUGCCCGGAAAUCCCCAGAAUCCCUAUCAGCAAUUUGGACCUGGCUUUGGAGGACCCGCUCCACCGGGCUACUCCGAUGAGGAGCAUCCGCCAAAGGAGGAGGAGCCCCAAAAGGAGCAUCCCCAUCCUCAUCCGUUGGCCGAUGAUCCCAAGAGCAUGGCGGAUACCGUCUAUGCACCGAAUGGCGGCUAUGUCUACAAGAGGGCCAAGUAAUCCCAGAGGGCUUUAUAGCCCUAUGGGAGGUGCAUCAACAACAUGUUCAUUAUAAAUUAUCAUCCAUUUUUUUGUCUUGUAUUUUUCCGCUUGUGUUUUUAUUUAUUUAUUUGCUUUGUGGCCAUAAAAACCGACGACAAGCAGACAGACAAAACGUUUGUCUUUAUGCUAAUCGAAGUCAAAGACUUUGCCAAAAAGUCUGACUGAUAACCAUAAACGAGACAAUCUAUCGCCGUGAUUGAUACACAUACACGUAUGUCUUAUGUUUUUUGUUUUAUGCAUAUCCCAAAGCGGCCAGACAUCUGUUCCAUAAAUUAUGAUGUCUUCAAAAGACUUAAAAACGAAUAAAACCUGAUGAUUGGGUUGGGUGUGGACCAAAAGCUUAGUCCUAGGGUAAUUAUGCACAGCUUAUUUAUGAUCUACAGCCUGCAUCCCUAAAGGUUUAUUGAACUUCGGACAUUUGUUGUGUCUUAAGAGCAGAUUAAAAUAGAAUUAAUCGAUUGUUAGAUUGGGCAUAAUAAUAGGGA
Messenger RNA from Drosophila takahashii, 1592 nucleotides. Its product is annotated as basic salivary proline-rich protein 1. Lineage: Eukaryota; Metazoa; Arthropoda; Insecta; Diptera; Drosophilidae. The record is from RefSeq and is a predicted model, not a curated record.